Messenger RNA from Vanderwaltozyma polyspora DSM 70294, 1062 nucleotides. RefSeq lists its product as uncharacterized. Gene Ontology annotation, biological process: glycerophospholipid biosynthetic process. Lineage: Eukaryota; Fungi; Ascomycota; Saccharomycetes; Saccharomycetales; Saccharomycetaceae. The transcript has a single exon. Gene Ontology annotation, cellular component: mitochondrion. The record is from RefSeq and is a predicted model, not a curated record. Bases 1 to 1062 code for a protein of 353 amino acids.
AUGGUAUUUAAAAGACUUUUGCAUUCUACAAAAAAAAAUAUUGCAUUUGCAUUUGAUAUCGAUGGCGUACUUUUAAGAAGCAAGACUCCCAUUCCUGGUGCAGGUGAUGCGUUGAGGCUACUAAACAAAAAUAAUAUCCCUUAUAUUCUAUUAACAAAUGGGGGUGGUUCUUUAGAAUAUCAACGUGCUGAGUUUUUAUCAAAUACAUUAGAUGUGGCGAUUUCCCCAGAUCAAGUUAUAUUAAGUCAUACUCCUUAUAGAACUCUAGCUAAUAAAUACAACAAAAUUUUAGCUAUUGGCACACCUUCCGUAAGAGAAGUGGCUAAAUCCUAUGGCUUCAAAAAUGUUGUUCAUCAAACUGAUAUAAUUAGGUAUAACAAAUUCAUUACACCUUUCACAGGAUUAUCAAAUGAACAAUUAUUAGAAUAUUCUCAAGAAAUUCCAGAUAUAGAUACUAAAAAAUUUGAUGCAGUACUUGUAUUUAAUGAUCCACAUGAUUGGGCUGCUGAUAUUCAAAUUAUUACUGAUUUAUUAAAUACUAACAAUGGUAUGCUUAAUACAUUAAGAAAUGAACAGACUUCUAAACCAUCAAUUCCAAUUUAUUUCUCAAACAACGAUCUUCUAUGGGCAAACGGAUAUAGUUUGAACAGAUUUGGUCAAGGUGCUUUCCGUUUCUUAGUUAGAGAGUUAUAUUCAAGAUUAAACAAAGGCUUAGCUUUAGAAGAUACAGUAAUUGGCAAACCAACAAAAAUCACUUAUGAUUUUGCCCAUAAUGUUUUAAUUGCAUGGAGAGAAAAUCUAUUGAAUGGUGGUAGAAAUGGAUUGUUAAGUAAGCUACCAAAUUGGGGUGAAGAAGCCAAGACCUCUCCUUUUGAUAAAGUUUAUAUGAUUGGUGAUAAUCCAGCUAGUGAUAUCAUUGGAGCUUACAAAUACGGUUGGGAAAGUUGUCUUGUUAGAACAGGUGUUUAUAGAGAUGGGGAUAAGUUAGACGGCUUCAAACCAACUUACACGGUAGAUAAUGUUUAUGAUGCAGUGACCAAAGCACUUGAAGGAACUAUAUAA